Messenger RNA from Chanos chanos (milkfish), 2211 nucleotides. RefSeq names its product sema domain, immunoglobulin domain (Ig), short basic domain, secreted, (semaphorin) 3E (gene sema3e). Gene Ontology annotation, biological process: negative chemotaxis; axon guidance; semaphorin-plexin signaling pathway. Gene Ontology annotation, molecular function: semaphorin receptor binding; chemorepellent activity. The record is from RefSeq and is a predicted model, not a curated record. The transcript has 16 exons. Gene Ontology annotation, cellular component: plasma membrane. The coding region runs from base 1 to 2211 and encodes 736 amino acids. Lineage: Eukaryota; Metazoa; Chordata; Actinopteri; Gonorynchiformes; Chanidae.
AUGAACAGAACUUGGCUGUUUGAGGCUCCUGAGGGAACAUUUCAACACUCCACUCUGCUGUUAGAUGAGCAUGAGGGAAGACUGUUCAUUGGGGGAAGAGAUUCUCUCUACUCCCUCAACCUGGACAAGAUCAACACAGCCCACAAACAGAUCUAUUGGCCCAGCAGUGCAGAGCAGACAGAGGACUGUUUAAUGCAGGGCAGAGAGAGGCCGGAGUGUGCGAAUUACAUUAAGCUGCUUCAGCAGUAUAAUCGUACUCACCUGUUGGCCUGCGGAACAGGAGCUUUCAACCCUGUGUGUGCCUUCAUCAGAAUUAACGACGGAGUAGAGGGAGACAAAGUGUUUAGAUUGGAGGCAGACCACUUACUCAGUGGGAGAGGAAGAAGCCCGUUCCAUCCAAGCAGUCCAACAACCUCCACAAUAUCCAGGAGAGAGCUAUAUGUGGGCCUUUAUACUGAUUACUGGGAGAAUGAUGCAGCGCUCUGUCGCCUAGGCGACCACAGCUACACAAGAACAGAGGGAGAUGACAAACAGCAACUGAAUGAGCCGAAGUUUGUGGGGUCGGCCGUGAUCCCUGAUAACGAUGAUCCGGAGGACGAUAAGGUGUAUUUCUUCUUCACUGAGAGAGUGAUUAGCGCUGACGGAGGGGGGAGAGCCGUCCACGCCCGCGUCGGCCGGGUCUGCGCGAAUGAUCAGGGAGGUCAAAGGAUGUUGGUGAAUAGAUGGAGCUCAUUUCUGAAGACUCGUCUGAUUUGUUCAGUGUCAGGACCCAAUGGAAUCGACACUCAUUUUGAUGAGUUAGAGGAUGUGUUUGUUCUGAAGAAGAGAGACGAGAAGAACCCAGAGAUCUUUGGUUUGUUCAGCAGCACCAGUGCUGUGUUUCAGGGCUAUGCUGUGUGUUUAUACAAAAUGGAAGAUAUCAGAGCAGCUUUUAACGGACCGUUUGCUCAUCGAGAACAUUCAGAUCAUCACUGGAGUGUUUAUGAGGGGAAAGUCCCUUAUCCAAGGCCAGGAUCGUGUGCCAGUAAGGUAAACUGGGGUCAUUUUUCCAGUUCUAAAGACUUUCCAGAUGAAGUUCUGCGGUUUGUUCGUUCUCACCCACUCCUGUUCCGGCCGGUCCACCCGCUGCACAAACAGCCGGUUCUCCUGCACACGGCCGGGGAGAGGAGACUGACACAGCUGGCUGUGGACAGGGUGGAGGCAGAGGAUGGACACUACAACGUCCUCUACAUUGGCACGGGCGACUCGGUGGUGCUCAAAGUAAUCACCAUCUAUAAUAAAGAGGCAGGCAGUGUGGAGGAAGUGCUUCUGGAGGAGCUGCAAGUCUUUCACGUUUCUGUACCAAUCACAGAGAUACUCAUCUCAUCGAAAAGGCAACAGCUGUAUGUGGGGUCGGAGGUGGGUGUGGCCCAGGUGCGGGUGCAGCAGUGUGACCUGUACGGCUCUGCGUGUGCAGACUGCUGUUUAGCCAGAGAUCCUUACUGCGCGUGGGACGGACACACCUGUUCACGAUACGACCCCGCGGGACUGUACACCAAGAGGCGUUUCAGACGGCAGGAUGUUCGUCAUGGUAACGCAGUUCAGCAGUGUAACGGCCUCCAGAUCAGCGGUAGGUUAUUGAUCAAGGAUGUAAUAGAACAGAAGCUGCUAUACGGCGUGGAGAGUAACAGUACUCUCUUGGAAUGCAGACCCAAAUCUCUACAGGCAUCACUGCUCUGGUUCAAACUCAAAGGCACCAAUACAGAGGAGAUUAAAGGUGAUGAGCGAGUGAUUCAGACCGCUCAUGGCUUGCUCCUGCUGCGUGUGCUGAAGUCUGAUGCUGGGGUAUACCUGUGUCAGUCCGUGGAGCACGGAUUCGUCCAGACGGUGGCCAAGCUUAGCCUCGUGGUGCUAAACGAGGAAAAGGUGGAGUUCUUCCAUAGAGGGGCGGAGCACGAGGGUGUGGCCCAACCCAGAGCUCCGCCCUGUCCCACCCCCAGCCUCUCCACUGGCCCCACCUCCACCAAGCUCUGGUACAAAGAAUUUUUGGAUCUGAUUGGCUACAGCAACUUCCAGAGGGUGGAGCAGUAUUGCGAGAGGGUGUGGUGCGUUUCGGAGAGGAAGAGGAAGAAGAUGAAGUCGAUGCCUCCCAAGUGGCGUUUUUCCCACAAUGCCGAGCGGCAGGGCAAAUCGCGGGCACCAAGGCACACCAGAGACCACUCAGCAUCAUAG